AUGCCAGCAGUUAAAUGCCUCGAAUGUCACUGUGUUGGUACUGUCAUGAACACAUCUAAAGGUGUCGUUCUUUUGCCAAGUACGGUGAAAAAGACGCUGAUAGUUCUUGGUGGAGGGAUGUUGCCGAAAUUAAAAAAAGUCGAACCGACGAUGAGAAGCGCCUUUGAGCAGGCAAAGGAUUUUGCAGAGGGCUUUAAUCAGACUAUUGAAAGCGAAGAGGACGAAAUCAACGGCGGUUUUAUUCAGAGGACAAGUAGACAGUUCAAUAAGAUCAGAUCGAGAUUCGAGAAAGGCAAGAAAAAUGUGAGAAAUAAAAACCGGAUGACGCUUGCCGAAAAAAUAGCUCUUGACAACAGAAAAACGCCUGCUCCAAAGCAAUUUACGGGUUUGUUCUCCGACGAGUACGAAAAGGAAGACUUCUGGAAGUCUUGGAAGCGUUUUUCUCUUCAUGGGAAUGCAACACAAAAACAAUUUAUUGUCUAUAUGCUCUUUGGAUGCGCAUUUUGGGGGAUAAUUAUCGGCAUAACUAAUUACUACUCGAUGCUUGCCGCUCAAAUUCAACCCACUUAUCUCACAAAUGUUUGCCAAGUUGGCUUCAAGAAAUGUACCUUGACUCAUGAUAUGAACUACUGUGCUCAUCUUCUUCAUGACUGCAUUGGAACAAAAACCUUUACUCAACCAGCUGAAGUCACUAUUCCAGAGAAGCCGAAAGAAACGCCACUCGAAUUCACGGAAAAAGAAAAUGAAAUAAAUGCAUUUCGAUGCAAGAAGCGCAAAUUUUAUGCUAUGGUUUCCUCAUUUUCAUAA
Molecule: messenger RNA, 807 nt
Organism: Oikopleura dioica
Lineage: Eukaryota; Metazoa; Chordata; Appendicularia; Copelata; Oikopleuridae
Source: the annotation of a GenBank genome assembly